Molecule: messenger RNA, 2600 nt
Organism: Pseudogymnoascus destructans
Lineage: Eukaryota; Fungi; Ascomycota; Leotiomycetes; Thelebolales; Thelebolaceae
Exons: 6
Coding region: 465-2600 (711 amino acids)
Biological process (GO): regulation of DNA-templated transcription
Molecular function (GO): DNA-binding transcription factor activity, RNA polymerase II-specific; zinc ion binding
Source: RefSeq, a predicted model, not a curated record
CCCCAAUCUCAAAUAUGCAGCCCUACGGACCAAAGCGGACAUUCAUAGGUUAGGGAUGAAUAGGGGGGCAUCUUAGCCCUCACCUCUAGUCACUGCGAGUUAGGAGUACUUCUGUGGGUUUAUAUGCUGCCAGUACCUACCUCGAAGGCCCAGCACCCUUGGUCGUUAUUUAACAUUACAAUUACAUUACACAUCAUCCCCGCCAUUCCUCACAGAAACCAAAUAUUUUUUCUCUGAUAUAUCUGUCGUUGCUGGCCGAUCACCACCAGCGACUGUGCUUCAAACCGGACUAGUAUCUAUACCCUGGAACUCGUAUCUCAAUCAUCUUUUAUUCAUAUUCCUCACCCAUCUAGUACAUUACGUUGUUUUGUGUUCACCGUGUGCCCGGUUCCGUGAGAUAACAACGCAACCCCCUUGCCCCCCCCCGGCUGUCUACGACUGGUUGGCAAAUACAGGCAUGUAUCAUGGUUGGCGUUCCCGGCAAAUUCAAAGGUUGCAACACCUGCCGCACUCGUCGAGUAAAGUGUGAUAAUGCUCGGCCGAAAUGCCAGAAAUGCGUCGCAUCUGUCAGGGAGUGUGGAGGGUAUGAGAGACAGAUGAUAUUCAUCGUUGGCACGACCAACGAGCGCGGUCGGUGCAGCAGUCACCCGCACCGCUCCAUCCUGACAGCGAAGCAGAAGAUGGAGAAAGAGAAGGAAAAGGAAAGGGAAAAGGAAAGGGAAAAGGAAAGGGAAAAGGAAAGGGAAAAGGAAAGGGAGUUAUCGAGGCCGCAGGUUGAUUGGCAUAGCCAUAGCGAGGGAGACCGUUCUUCAACGCUUCCUCCGACUCCGACGCCGACCAAUCCCACUCCCACCCCUGAGAUCUCCUGUGCCUUCUUACACUCGCCGUCUCUAUCUCUGAAUCCGUCUUUCGAAGAAGAAGGAGAAGCGUUUUCCUUGCCAGGCCUGACACAUUCUCUCCCUGAGCUUAGCGACCCGGAUUCGACUCGCGAAUUCUCUCUGCACGCUUACUCCUUCAUGCUGGAGCCGGAGGCAACGCAUCGAUCGCGCCCAGCCGACGGAGAUGUUAAUCCACGAGCGAUAAAGAAGGCCCAUUUAGAGGUUGAUACAUACUCGACGUCGAGAAAUGGCCAGGCAGAGCCUGCAACGACUCUUCUCUUUGUCUAUAAUUCAACGGGAGCACCUGCUGGAGAGGCCGGCCCUUUCCACUGCCUACAUGGCGGCACAUCUUCCGAGAUCAAAUCCCGCGACCCCUCAUCAUUUCAAAAGUUCCCAGCCCAUCAAUUCUUCGCAAACCUCUACAGACCCUUCGCCUGCUUCGACGCCAUGUCCCGCCGCCAAGCCACCUUCCUCGCCCGCCCCGAAUGGUGCGCCGCCCCCUGGGAAGACAUCCCCAAAACCCCCAUGGACCGCCUCCUCGACAUCCAAGUCCUGCUCCCCGGCAUCUUCGAGCGCGCUAAACGCACCGAGGCGUUCCCACCCUCCGCCUACCGGCGGCUAAAAGCCAAAGACCUGCUUGACAACUGUACAUGCCUCGAUAAGAGUUUCGAGGAGUGGUACAGCGAUCUUAAAGCCCAGUCCGAUGGCGGGCCGCUCUACUGGACCGUCGACGCGGGACAUACAUUUAACCCGAAAGCUCGCGGCAAGCUGAACGCCCUCUUCCCCACGACCCUCGAGUUCGUCGACGUAGACACCGCGCUCCUGCACCUGAAUUACUGGGCCGCGCUCUGCCUCUUCUACCAAACCAUCCAGCAAGUCCAGCAGAACUGCAUGGAAGUCGCUCCCUCCCCGCCCGCACGCGCAUCCUACACCCCUCCCGUGCCAGCACACUCUACCUACUCCCCGCCCAGCACUCGCGCAUUCGCCGACUCGGGGGGGUACAUGGGUUCGCGCCCGUCAUACUCUACGCCCUCUCCGCACGCAUCUGUUUCGCCGGCUGCGGAUAUGUAUAACCCUGCUCCCUACGAACAAAGUACCUACGCCGCACAACCUAGCUACCCCACUUACCAACGGAGCGGCGCGUAUCCGGCAGUGCAGACAUUCACAACGACCUCGUCGCUCUCGUCGACGUACCCCGCUCCCGCUCACCCGAAUCUGGCGUAUAUACACCCGACGCCCACGCCGCUUUACCCGACUAAUCCGUAUGACCUCUCCGAGCCGUUUCUUUUUACCACCACACCCCCAGAUGCGUACGGCAAUCUCACCUCCCUCAACCCCUCAGCUCCAUUCCCGUUCUACCUCCCGCACUGCCUAUCCUCCCCGCAACCCCGACACCAACAACAAACACAACGCGCGCCCUCCCCCACUCCGCCGCCGCUGGACCAGAAAUUCUCAGCCCAAGCUACGGGCGAACUGGCAAGGAAGAUCGGGAUGGGGAUUCUGUAUGUGUUAAGGAGAGGUGCUGGGGGGGAGGGGGUGGUCUGGCCGCUGAGGUGUGUGGGGGAGGUAUUUGGGGGGGAGGGGUGGGUGGAGGGUGUUAGAUGGUGUGGGGAAGUUGGGAGGGUUGUUAGGGGGGUGGGGGUGAGGAUGGGGGUGGAGAGGGAGGUGGGGGAUGGGGGGAGGUGGAGGGUUGUUGGGGGGGAGGAUGGGGAGGGGGAGUAG